This is a messenger RNA of Polypterus senegalus (gray bichir), 3090 nucleotides long. RefSeq names its product T-box transcription factor 15 (gene tbx15). The transcript is spliced from 8 exons. The coding region runs from base 246 to 2045 and encodes 599 amino acids. The record is from RefSeq and is a predicted model, not a curated record. Lineage: Eukaryota; Metazoa; Chordata; Cladistia; Polypteriformes; Polypteridae. Gene Ontology annotation, cellular component: nucleus. Gene Ontology annotation, molecular function: RNA polymerase II cis-regulatory region sequence-specific DNA binding; DNA-binding transcription factor activity, RNA polymerase II-specific. Gene Ontology annotation, biological process: positive regulation of DNA-templated transcription; cell fate specification; regulation of transcription by RNA polymerase II.
GCCGUGCAUAGCAAGACGGCAAAGAAGAGACGCAAAAGGGGGGCAAAGGCAGAGAUACCUUCGAAACAAACUCCUCUGACAGGUAGGAAUGGCACCUUCCCAUCACAACUGAUGUGGCUCCAUUGCCAGGCUGAGUUUCUGGAUUACUUUUUUUGGAAACGGCUCUCGUGCCUUGAAUUCUGUGCAAAGUUUUUGGUUGACUUUGGAAGGAGACUCUUUUUUCUCUCUUGGAGUGGCCGUAUAAAAUGAGUGACAGACGACGAUCUGCUGCUGCUCUCAGUUCCAGAGCUCACGCUUUUUCAGUAGAAGCCCUGAUCGGAUCAAACAAGAAGAGAAAACUGAGAGAGUGGGAAGAGAAGGAGUUGGAUCUUUCCAUGGAAAAUCUCAGCCCCAAUGGGCAGCUAGUGGAAGGGGACGACCCAGCUCACUGUCUCGAUAUCCAGCCCGAAUCGGAGGCCAGCCCCAGUCCUAACAGUGAGGGACUCACAGAAAGAACAUCUUGUUCAUUCGGCUCCCGCUCUGACUUGGCUCACACUCCCUCAGAUGCCUCCCCGCCCUCCUCCAUGGAUGACAUCCAAGUUGAGCUGCAGUGCGCGGACCUUUGGAAGAGGUUCCACGACAUUGGGACAGAAAUGAUCAUCACUAAAGCCGGCAGACGGAUGUUUCCAGCAAUGAGAGUUAAAAUUAUGGGCUUGGAUCCCCACCAGCAAUAUUACAUUGCCAUGGAUAUUGUGCCUGUUGAUAACAAGAGAUACAGAUAUGUGUAUCAUAGCUCCAAAUGGAUGGUGGCUGGUAAUGCAGACUCUCCUGUUCCUCCUCGGGUUUACAUCCACCCUGACUCCUUGGCCUCUGGAGACACCUGGAUGAGACAGGUUGUCAGUUUUGACAAACUGAAGUUGACAAACAAUGAACUUGAUGAUCAGGGACACAUCAUUUUGCACUCUAUGCACAAAUACCAGCCUCGGGUCCACGUGAUUCGAAAGGAUUUUAGCAGUGAUUUGUCUCCAACGAAGUCCAUACCUGCAGGAGAAGGUGUUAAGACUUUCAACUUUCCGGAGACUGUGUUCACAACUGUAACAGCUUAUCAAAACCAACAGAUCACAAGGCUAAAGAUUGACAGAAACCCCUUUGCUAAAGGAUUUCGAGACUCAGGAAGAAACAGGACUGGUCUCGAGGCUAUCAUGGAAACAUAUGCUUUCUGGAGACCUCCUGUUAGGACCCUCACCUUUGAAGAUUUUACCACGAUGCAAAAACAACAGGGAGGAAGCACAGGUACAUCUCCGACAACAUCUAGUACUGGAACACCUUCCCCAUCUGCCUCAUCCCAUCUCCUCUCACCUUCCUGUUCCCCUCCUACAUUUCACCUGACACCCAACACAUUUAAUGUGGGAUGUAGAGAGAGUCAGCUAUGCAACCUCAACCUCUCUGAAUACCCAGCCUGUGCCAGGAGCAACAUGGCAGCUCUGCAAAGCUACCCUGGCUUAGGGGAUACCUCUUAUGGAAGGCUGCAGCCAGGGAGCAACUCUGUUAAUCAGUCUUCUGAAACAUUCAUGCCCCAGAGGACACCAUCUUUAAUUUCUGGAAUGCAAACAUCCCCUGCUUCUCUGCCUGGUAAUAAUAAGAUGGACGCCUAUGGUGGUCAGCUGGGAUCUUUUCCCACCUCUCAACUCCAGUAUGUCAUGCAAGCAGGAAGUUCUGGUCCAAGUUCCUCUACUUCCCAUAUGUUCAGUGGUGGCCAUAUGCAACAAGGAUCUUACAAUGCAUUCUCCCUACACAAUCCAUACAAUCUCUAUGGAUACAACUUUCCAGCUUCACCUAGACUGGCCACAAGCCCGGAGAAACUAACUGCCUCACAGAACAGCAUCCUGUGUUCUUCUCCACCAAAUGGUCCAUUUGUAGAAAGACAGUACUUAUCUUCUGGAAUGGAUGGAAUGCACAUGAUAGGCAACUCGUCUGCAGGGCAGCAGACAGCAAACACCUGUGAUAGCCGUCAGUAUGGAGCUGUUUCAGGCCCCACUUCACAAAUGUCCGUACACAUGGUGUAAAGCUGAUUUUAGGCUCAGUGAUCCGAAAAAGCAAAGUCAGCAUUUUUGGAAGCUAAGCUACAUGACGUGUUAAGAUGGAACUCAGAAUCGCAUUUUUGAUUUUUGUUGCCUGUGUUUGGAGGAUGGGCAUCUGAAUAAAAAAUGGAAAAAGAACAAAAACACAAAAAAAUAACACUUAUGUCGAUAAAUAUUUUAAAAGGACCUGUAACAUUUCAUGAUGAUUUGCACUGGUCUAUAGUCUUUUACAUCAAGCAAACAGGACAGAAAAUGAAGGAAAGUAAAAUCAGUUGGCUCUCGGCCAAGGACAGACUUCAGAUUGCUUGGAUGAAAGCGAAAAUCUUGGUGCAAUAUUUCUGGAAAACAGAUUUGACUUGGACACUUUGAAAGUAAAGGUAUAUAAAUAUACCUGCCAGAAUCAUCCCCUGAUCAACAAGAAGAGACUAAAAUGUUUUGCUUUUAAUGAGCAGAGAAAAUUUAAUAAAAAAAAGAAAAAUGGGGAAUGAAGUCUGAAGAACUUAGUUUAAAUUUGACGAUUUCUAAUAAGAACAUUUUUUUUUAGCUUGACAGCCGGAAACUGGGAAUAGGACAACUAAAGAGGAAAAAAAAAAGCACUUAAGCAUAUAUUUAUAUAUAGCCAAAAUGUUGUAAAACAUAUGAAAGUUUAUUACAGUGAAGCCAAGAGCUCAGUGUCAUUGACGAAAGACAACUUCUGAUCCUUCAGAUCUCUUGUUUCACCUCAUGCAUAAAGGAAUUGUCCAAACUAUAGUUUGGUGAAAGCAAAAGAUACGAGUGGUGUGCAAAAAAGAAAAGAGUUAUUAGACUGAAUAAUUAAGACAUGUUCUGUUGUGUUGUAGAGAAAUAUAUUUAUGUGGCUAGCAGUAAUACAGUACAAAGAAAGAAGGCCAGUACCAUGUACGUUGUUUGUAACAAUGAAGAAACCCAAAACAGAAGCAAACCAUGCCUGUAUAAAAAUGCCUUUGAAAUAAAUGUGUAAGUUCAAAGCACAAAUACAAUGCUCAAUAAACAUAAUAAUGUAUGUACAGUA